GACUGCCACAACACUCGUAAAGAAUCUGCGACAGAGAUUUUCUCCGACCAAUCCAUGUCGGAAAACAUGGUGAAUCUACCGGAUUCUUUGUACGAGGACUACAGUAAACUCAAGUUGACUUCACCCUCCAACGCUUCUUCAUCCUCCUCAGCUCCUCCGCCCAGGCUCAGCGUCGUAGCUCAUCCAACGGUAGAGAUGAUUAUCCAGUGGGUCUGUGAUAUUCAUAAACCGAAGUCAUACAUGUCUGAUUUUGCGCUGCAUAAUCUCGCCUAUCAUAGGAACGACUUUGAGUUCUUGCCGAGUCUGUUAUGGGAAUCUAAAAAUACUGUGUACAUCAUGUUGCAGGAGGUUUUUGAAGCCUACAGACACCUCGCAGGACACAUCUCACUUCGAUUGUUCCCUCAUCCGUUGAAUCCACUUCGAGUGUACAAUGUUUUUCUUUUGUUCCAGAGCAUGGCUUGUCACCCAGACACAAGCCGUCAGUUUCUUAGGGCUAAGAUGCCAAAUUAUUUCUAUCCUCUGAUGGACACUGGUCUCAUUGAUAAAAGUGACGAAUGCAUGAGGCUUGCUGCGUUGGGUGUCAUUGCUCAUAUGUUGAAGGCGUCUGAAGAUGGAGCUGUUAAUCGUUACCUAAUGGAAAGUGGUGUUGUUGGUUUCUGCGUUAAACCCAUUGAGUUUGGCUCUACAGAAACAAAAAAAGUUGCUUUAUACAUACUCGACAAGAUUAUGUCGACGGAUCAGGGGCUUUAUUACUGCUGCGUCUUGGCUGAUCGGUUUUACGUUAUCGAUGAGCUCCUUAAGAAGGUGCUCUUCUAUCUUUCUAACAUGGUCAGACCUCCUUCAUCCUUGUUCAGCCUUGUUACUGGUUGCUACGUCAAGCUCUCCCAGAACUCCAGGGCUCGUAACGGAAUAAGGCGAUACACGCCUUUCUUGCUGUUUGACGGCACCUUUUCCAGAUUAUAUGCUGAGGAUCCAGUGGCUGCUAACAAUCGAAUUCAGCUGCUUCAGAAUCUGGACAACUAAAGCAAUGAAGUACUCGAGACACUGUUUUCAAUGAGGCAAUGAAAACAGAACAGCCCCCACAGAGUACGGGUUUAGUACGCCUACGCGUAAACGCUAAGUAAUAAUUUACUAAAGACAUAAAAACUCUAUGAAAAGUCUUAUGUUGUUGUUUGGUUUAAUAUCUUUUGGAUGACUCUCGUUACUCUUUCAACAUUGUUUUCUCUCUUUUGGAAUACAUUUCAAUGCACUUUGCCAUUUUCUAUCUAUCUUUUUCAACUGGUU
Molecule: messenger RNA, 1284 nt
Organism: Arabidopsis thaliana (thale cress)
Lineage: Eukaryota; Viridiplantae; Streptophyta; Magnoliopsida; Brassicales; Brassicaceae
Product: Cell differentiation, Rcd1-like protein
Exons: 9
Coding region: 55-1023 (322 amino acids)
Biological process (GO): mRNA catabolic process
Cellular component (GO): CCR4-NOT complex
Source: RefSeq, marked reviewed